Messenger RNA from Lytechinus pictus (painted urchin), 4586 nucleotides. RefSeq names its product malonyl-CoA-acyl carrier protein transacylase, mitochondrial-like. The transcript has 6 exons. The record is from RefSeq and is a predicted model, not a curated record. Lineage: Eukaryota; Metazoa; Echinodermata; Echinoidea; Temnopleuroida; Toxopneustidae. Gene Ontology annotation, molecular function: transferase activity. The coding region runs from base 579 to 2033 and encodes 484 amino acids.
GUUCCGAUUGGAGUUGUUGCCUCCCGGAGUCGUUGAAGACGGGUUCGGCUUGUUUCCACCGUCGUUGUUAUUCCCAUUGCUUACGCCGUUGAUGUCAUGCCCAUCCUCGAGACUGAUCGUCAAGGUUUCCUCGUCGAGUGCGGCAAGGAUUCGACACCACUGAUCACGAACAAGAACCUCUAACAAUCCUGACUUUGCAACUCCAGCGGCAGCCAUCGUCAUCUCGGUAUUAAUACCCUGGAUCAUCGGUGCAUCAUCAAAUUUACCACAAUAUCGAGCAUUACACAUGAGCACUGUCGCGGCCCGGAUACAACAAGACGUCGGUGCGGUGGGCGGCAGUGCAGUAUAGCGAGUAUUCAGCGAGUGGUAUACUACACGACUCCGGCGCCCGAUUCAUCCGGGGGCCCGUGAAGCUAGCAGCUCGCCUACGCUGCCUGAUGAAGGUGCGAGCGAUUCAAUCAAUUAUCAAGACAUGAAAGAGAAACCAUACACGACGAAUGGACGACUACAUUAUAUUUAGGGGGUAUCUUGCCUCAGUCAAAGAAAUUAAUACAAUAUAUGUAACCACCUGAAGCACAAUGGAUAAGAUGAAUCUUUUGAGAUCAGUUUGGUGUUUGCAAUACCACACAUCAAGACACAUCGGGCAUCAUCAGAAGACCAACCUCAGACGUUACUUGACAAAUACUACUAAAGUACAAUGCGAUAGGAGUGUACCAUUGCCUUUCAGGAGAUUGCCUUUGAAGGGUCUUCAGAAUGUAGCAGUUUCUCACUUACAUCAAUCAUGGUCAUGCAGUCUGACCAGAUUGUCACCAAAAGGCUGUCAGGAAACUCAACCUUCCCAACUGUUUUCCACCUCAUCCAUGCUUUGUGAUACAUCUAGCAGAAAUGAGGAUGAUGCGAAGGGCAGCAGAGAUACCGAUGAAGCGCUAGCUGCUUCGAAGGAGAGACAUGCAUCAAUUAGAACGUUGCUUGAUAAUGCGAAGACUGAGGAGAAGCUCCCUGAUGAAUUUGACUUUGACGGUGAUCUAGAGACUGGUUCUGUUGAUAGAAGACGUCAGUCCGGUAAACCAAGGAUUGAUCCGGCAGAGACUUCCGUGCUUCUGUUCCCUGGUCAAGGCUCUCAGUUUGUUGGAAUGGGAAGAGAUCUGCUGAAGUACCCAAACGUUGAAGACAUGUUUGCAGUCGCUUCAGAAAUUCUUGGGUAUGAUUUACUUUCAUUGUGUGUGAAUGGACCCGUCGAGGAGCUCAAUAGAACUAUACACUGCCAACCUGCUGUGGUAGUCACAUCCUUAGCUGCUGUAGAAAAAUUAAAAGAAGAACAACCGAAGGCAAUAGAGAACUGUGUAGCAGCAGCAGGAUUCAGCGUUGGAGAGUUUGCUGCGUUGGUGUUUGGUGGAUCUAUCUCAUUUGAAGAUGCAAUACACCUGAUCAAGCUACGAGCGGAAUCAAUGCAGCUUGCCUCCGAGGCUGUCUCCAGCGGGAUGAUAUCGGUUGUAGGAGGGAAGAAGGCUAGAUACAAGUUCAUCUGCAAGGAAGCUGAGAAUUACUGUCGGAAUCAUCACGGUAUCGCUCAUCCGGUAUGCAAGGUAGCCAACUAUCUGUAUCCAGACGCCAGAGUACUUGCAGGACAUACUGAGGCCCUGUCAUUCAUCAAGGACAUGUCAAGGUCAUUCUACCUACGAGCCAUCAAGCCCGUCCCCGUCAGCGGGGCCUUCCACACUCCCCUCAUGUCAAGCGCCCAAGAACCCAUCUCAAGAGCUCUUGAUGCGGUUGCCAUAGAAACGCCAGUCAUCGGCAUCCACUCCAACGUUGAUGGUAAAGCCUAUGGCAGUCCCAAGCAUGUCCGUAAGCAGCUGAAGAAACAGGUGGUGGAGCCGGUCAUGUGGGAACAGACGAUGCAUUGCAUCUAUGAGAGAGAGAAAGGAACGCCGUUUCCGUUCACCUAUGAGAUGGGCCCGGGGAACCAGCUGGGAACCAUACUCAAAAGGAACAAUUUGAAGGCAUCUAAUUCCUAUGCAAAUGUAAAAGUGUGAACAUAUAUAUUUAUGUCUUUGAAAAAAAAAUAAUCAUGGAUAUUUUUAAUCGGGUCCAAAAUUGUGUCUGUGAGAAAGACGAGAAUGCAUAUUCCUUUCAUUGGACUGGGGGAGUAUUGUUUGAAGCAACUUCUAUUUGUUAUAAGCCCGUGAAAUUCUUGCAUCUGGCCGAGAGCAAGUGAAAACUUCACAAAAUGCUCCCCAGAAAAUCUGUCACGACUGACAAGGAAGAACUAAAGAGGAUUCAAAUACUUCCUUUUCUUCUUCUUCUUCCAGAGUAAUUGACUGAAUAGACAUGUUGAAGAUAAAGGCUUUGAAUAGUCAAAGUCCAAGUUCAAGUCUAACUUGGAGGAGGAGGAUUUUGUACUGAGAACCAUGCAGUGUACCUACUGGGUUUCAAAAUUCAAUAGAAAGACAACCUUGAAAAGUUGACUGUUGCAUGCUGAAUAUAAGGAGAAAUCUUCGAAGGUACUAAGUCUAUUUCGGUAUGUCACCAGACUGUAUUCAAACAUUUUGGGGGGGUCAUUGAGGUUUCCUUUAAUGUUAAAGUUGCAACAUCAUGCUAAUCAUAUUUAGAGGAGGAAGUCCGGAAUGUCAUUUACCAUUAUGAAUACAAAAGGGAAACCAAUACUUAUGGAAGUAAAACUAAGGAAGUUAAAUUGUAGGCAAAAUUAAAUAUUACAGGAAGGAGAGUGAAUUUUUUCUAGAAGGGAUUACUCAAAAUUGGCAACUCUAUAACAAAGUGUCAGUACAACAUGCAAGCUCAUAAAUGUAGUUUCUCUUUUCCCCCUUAUUACUGUUUUAAUCAGACAGCUGAUGGCCCUUUGUAUGAUAUGCCAUUACAUUUUCUGAUUUGAGAAUCGAAAAGAAACGUGUGAUACUGAUAGACAAUUUUAUUAUAGUUUCUAACCUUCCAAUACGAGUCAUCGUUUUCCUUCUUUUCUAUUACAAUGGAUAUGAUCAUUGUGAGAUCAAAGUUCAAAAUCAUGUACAAUGUCACAAAACUGUCUGAAUAUAAUAAUGACGAUGCCCUUUUCUUUUAUGGUUUAAACCUAAUUCGGUUUGGUGAACCAUUAAGUACCAAAGUCUAUCCAAACUCGAAUUUGAUAUGAACAAAUAGAGAAAAUUUAUCAGGAAUAUCAUAGUACAAGAUCAAGAUUAAAAGAAAAUUGAAAAUUCCCAAAAUUUCACAGCACCCCCCCCCCCAAAAAAAUCUACCCAUUCAUGCACAAUGCUUAAUACAACUGACAUGUUGCUAUUUGAAUAUCCACAUAUGUUUUUCAAAUUUGUUAAUUACUGAAAGAAUAUUUUUCCAAUUACAUAAGUCCACCCAUCAAGCGCAGGUGCGAAAUCAUGCUUCUGAUUUGAUGAAUAUAAAGUUAUGGUUGAUUUUUGGAGAUGUGUUGAUUGCAUCUCUUCCUGAAACACACCCCAUGGGAUGGUUGAUUUCACUCUCAUUCCUGCAGUGAAAUAAUUUCUUGAAUGUCAGUGUCAAUAACUUUUCACAAUAGACAAUGGUUUAUGAAUUCCAACUGCUCAACACACGCUCACAAUAGAAUUCCAUGCUUUUUUUAUACAAUGGGUCAGAUGCAUAAAAAGUAGCAGUCGCUUUUGCUUGCCUUUUGCUUGAUUCCGUAUGCAUGAAAAUGAGCAAGCAAAUGCUUUUGCUAGUAAGCUCAAGCAAUGAACUGCCUGCUAGCUUUUGCUUCACGAUUAAGCUAUGCUUAUUCGUAAAGCGAACAAUUUGCUUGUGCGUUUAAGCAUUUGCUAAUUUUUUUUCAAGCUCCGUCAGAGCAGCUUGAGUCUUUGCUUGAUCAGGACGUUUGUGUCUUAUAAUCAUGUGUACAUGUAUGUACCUAAGAGAGAACCCCAAGGUGUACAGUUUGUAAUGUUUUUUUCUGAGUAAGUGCAAACUGAAUGCCAAGUUAGUUUGACACCACGUCUGAGGAAAAGGAAAGAAGCGGUAAUUUGCACUGCCACACUUUUGCGUUCGAGUCCUGCCUUUUCUGUGAGUCGUGUUCGCACUAGUCUGCUAUGCAGACUCUGAAUGGCUCGUGAGGUGGGAUCUCAGCGUGCUUCACGCGCUGCAGCUGGUUUGCGAAGGGCAAGCGAAGCGAGCCAUUUGCUUGCCAGCAAAUGCUCCUUUUUAUGCAUCUGAUCCAUUAUAAAUUAAUUAAUUAGAAACAAGUUAUAGGAAUAGUUUGACACUAUGUCUAAGGAAAAGAUGUGACAGAAGAGAAGUGGUAUUUUGCAAUGCCACACUUUUGCAUUUCACUCCUGCGUUUGUUCUGUGGGUCUUGUUCACACAAGCGUGAUGUUGCUGUUGUUCAAACUGCUAGCAAUUGCUUUCUGAAGGCAAGAAAAAUGUUAAAGCACAAGCAAAGGGUUAUGCAUACAAAAUAAAGCAAUGCUAACUGUUUCUUAUUUCAUGUCCUCCAGCUUAUUUAUUAUGAGGCUUUGAAUACCAUUGUAAAAUAUUUUAUAACCCACCAGCCGGCUGCAGUCAUGUCUAUUUGAAUUAGAAUAAAUACCACAUGGUAACAGUAACAAAUA